AGAUGAACCAAAGUGUGUUCAUAGUGAUGAAGUGAGGUGAACCCCGAGAUGAUGUGCCGCUAUGACUGCCGUGACUACACUGCUACGCUGGAGGCCCGUCCGUCCACAAGGCUUCUAGUUGAGCGGCAAGCCGCAACACUGUUCGUCGUCUCCGCUCGGGAAGCAAAUCACCAGUAUUUGACCGCGUAGCCGGCACACGGUGCUUGUGGAGUGACAGUAUCUAAUUUUCCUAUCAAGUGACGUUUUCAAAACCUGAGUGGAUUCGUAUGAUUGACUGCAUCGUGCUGGAUUUGUUUCUCAAACAAUCCCUAGGCGCGGACUACUGCAUUGAUCCCAUCUCGUUGAAGGAAGUGCUCACGGCGUGGAAGCAAUGCCUGGGACUGUCGCCCGGCCCCUCAGAGAGCGGAGUCCUUUCGUCGGAGAGCUGCAGUGACGCGCCCCAUACGCCAAAGUUCACAGUGAUCAAAACUUGUGGACUGAUUCUUCCCGACUCGUCAGACACAUUUGAAGAAUGGACAAGCCGCUCUCGGUAGACCCUGAUCUGCUGGUUGUGUGUCUUGCUAGUCGCGGUAUCGACCUCGUGCACAUAAUUGCCUGGAAUUAAUGGGUUUAUAUGAAACAACAUAAGUGUGGAAAGUUGUUUGACAAUGGAUUUUUGAAAUCAAACAUUGUUCAUCUAAGCCGGCGUGAAUAUCGGAGAAACUUCAAGACCAUGUAACAGUCACGUCGUUCGGAUGGUUGGCGAGGAAUCGCCUGAUGUGUGGAGGAGACUAUUGACUGAAAUGAUUGAGAGACUGUAACAAACCAAGGAACGUUUGUUGAGAUUUGUCGGCGAUGGGGAUAGCAGACCAGUGUUCCCGGCUCAUACUUCUCCUGGUGUGUGUGCCUCUGACCUGCAGGGUGACCCGUGCGGUUGAUAUCCGCGCGAAUGUGACCUCACCAAAGAUUAUCACAGCCUUUAUUGCAGGUGAGAUAAUGCUUGGUGGACUGUUCCCUGUGCAUCAGAAAGGCGACGGAGAACAUGCAUGUGGGGCGAUCAACAUUGACAGAGGUGUGGAACGUCUUGAGGCCAUGAUGUUUACUAUUGACGAGAUCAACCGCAACAAAAGUGUUCUUCCGGGGAUAAGGCUAGGAGCAUCCAUAUAUGACACGUGUGCUCGAGCUACAUAUGCUUUGGAACAAUCUCUUGAAUUCAUAAGAGCAUCUUUUACAUCUCUAGAUGCAUCUGAAUUCGUUUGUCUUGAUGGAUCAACAGCCAGGGCUAAGACAAUACCAACGGCAGUGGCAGGAGUGAUAGGAGGGUCAUACAGCACCGUGUCCAUGCAGGUGGCAAACUUGCUCCGGUUGUUCAAACUUCCCCAGGUAAGCUAUGCGUCCACCAGUGCAGCUCUCAGUGAUAAAACAAGGUUUGAUUACUUUGUACGCACGGUUCCACCUGACGACCUGCAGGCCAAGGCUAUUGCGGACAUUGUCCAAGAGUUUAACUGGACCUACGUGUCCACAGUCGCUUCCGAAGGAGAGUAUGGGGAAUCCGGUAUUGAUGAAUUUCAACAAGAAGCUAAAGCUAGAAAUAUAUGCUUGGCUGCCACUGUGAAAAUAGUCGGCAAUGCUAACAACAGCACCUUUGAUAAAGUCAUAUACGAACUGCUUCAGAAGCCCAAAGCAAAUGUUGUGAUCGUGUUUUGUAGGGUGGAACAUGCCAAAGGGUUGUUGGAUGCGGCAACUAGACAAAACCAUUCUGGUAGAUUUAUAUGGAUAGCCAGCGAUGCUUGGGGACGAAAUGACGCUCCAGUUAAGAGGAAUAAUUUGGCAGCCCAAGGUGCAAUAACUUUAGAACUUCAGUCAACCCCGAUAAAGGUAUUUGAAAAUUACUUUAUUGGACUUGAUCCUCAUUCUAAUAAACGUAAUCCCUGGUUCAAAGAAUAUUGGGAAUCUGUUCACAAGUGCAAAUGGCCAAGUAGUAAGACCUUCAGACGAGAUGUGGGCAACAUCUGUACUGGGUAUGAACCUUUUGACAGAAAGCUCACCCAACAGGAAGGAAAAGUGCAGUUUAUAUAUGACGCUGUGUAUGCUAUGGCCUUGGCUCUGGAUAAGAUGCACCGGGAGCUGUGUCCACACACAGACAAACUGUGUCCUGCAAUGGCAAAGAUUGAUGGGGAAACACUCCAUAAGCAGUUUCUUCAAAAUGUGUCUUUUCAGGAUGGAUACGGUGCCAAAAUAAGCUUCGAUAAGUCUGGCAACGCCCCUGGACGCUAUACCAUCAUGAACUUCCAGAGAAACAGAACCACUCGCCAGUACGAGUACAGAGAGAUAGGACGUUGGGCCAGCACCCUGGAACUUGACAUGGAGAAGAUCAUCUGGGCAGGUGGAACAUACGACGUCCCCACCUCCAGAUGUAGCGAGCCCUGCAAAGAGGGUCACAUCAAGAACAUGCGCUCUGGAGACCAGUGCUGCUGGAUUUGCACCAAGUGUCUCCCUUGGGAGUACGUGAAGGAUGAGAAGACGUGCGACCCAUGUGCGGACGGGAAAUGGCCCUACGACAACAAGACUGGUUGUUUCCCUCUCGAGAUCGAACACAUGACCUGGAAUACGUUAUUUGCCAUUAUUCCCAUCUGUUUGGCAGGUGUGGGAAUUCUCGCAACUUCCUUCACUAUCUCACUAUUCGUCAUGUUCAACGACACUCCCGUUGUUAUGGCUUCUGGACGAGAGCUGAGUUACAUGUUGCUUUGCGGGUGCCUCUUCUGCUAUCUGAUGACAUUUGUACUGCUUGCAAUGCCCUCAUCAGCUGUUUGCGCCUUCCAAAGAUUUGGUGUUGGGUUUGGAUUUUCAAUUGUAUAUUCAGCACUUUUGACUAAAACAAAUAGAAUUUCAAGGAUAUUUGAAAGUGCAAGGAAGUCUGCCAAAAGACCUCCUUUCAUAAGUCCGAAAUCACAGAUUGUGAUAGCGGGGAUCCUUAUUUCAAUACAAGUACUUUUUACCUCAGUAUGGCUUCUACUAGAGCCCCCAGGGACCAAGCUAUUCUACCCAGAUGAGAAGAAAGCACAGAUUAUUCUUAAGUGUAAAAGUGAUGACAUCUCAUUUUUAGUUUCCUUAGUGUAUAAUAUGCUUCUUAUUAUAAUAUGUACGGUAUAUGCCGUGAAAACGAGGAAGAUUCCAGAGAACUUCAACGAAUCUAAAUUCAUUGGAUUUUCCAUGUACACAACGUGUAUUAUAUGGUUGGCAUUUGUGCCGAUCUACUUCGGAACACUGAAUUCAUUUAAGAUUCAGAUCACAACGUUGUGCGUGUCUAUCUCACUAAGUGCUACGGUUGCCUUGCUCUGUCUGUUUCUGCCAAAGGUGUACAUAAUCGUCUUCCAGCCACAAAAGAAUGUUCGAAAACUUACAAUGAACUCUGCCAGUUACAAGAUGGCGCCCACCGGAUCUACCGGAACAUCCAACAACUAUGCCCCCUCAUCGGAGCAUAUUCGACUGAACGUGCAACAGAGAUUUGGCGCCGGGACUACGACGGAAACGGAAACCGACAGAGAUAGUCUUGCCUCGCUUUGAAUCAAAAUAUGUACCGGACAAAAUGUUUUCCUUAAUUUUGAUUGGGUAACCGUGUGUGUAGGAAGCGAGAGGUGAUUAUAAAUUGUUAUAAAAGUGCCAAUAUGCGUGUUGCCUGAAGAUGGUGAAAAGGCAGAAAGGAUGUUGUGUUUACCAUUUGAGUGGAUGUCCUAAGAGAAGCCUGACGCAAAUCCAAUUCCGUAGUGUAGCGUAGCAAUAAUUUAACAAAACGGCAAACCACUUAAGUAUACUCACCUGUUUAUACACAUUUGCCUCUCGACACUCUUAGAAUUAUGUAUCACAUACUCUAUAUUUCUAUUUAUGUGUUGACCGUUUCGUAUUGCUCAAUGUUCUAAGUGACCCCUUACAGAAUCUUGAACAUACAGGACCGGUCAAUACAUAAUUUAAUGAUAGUAUUUUCAUAUUGUUUCUCGUUACAUACAAGAAGAUAUUUUGAUAUGGACCAAGCACAUGAUGUUUGAUGUUUCUGACACUGUAUAUUAUUAAUACUGACAUUUAAAGCAUUACUAUGUUGUACAUAGCUUGUUAAUGUUUAACUAUAUUGUAAAAAAAUAUUAUAUAUUGUUUUGUAAAGUGACAUCGAUAUUGUUGUAUUAAGUUUUCAUUGUUGAAUGUGAGGCGUGAGUUUUAUGGUGUGUUACAGGCACGGAUGGUUUGGUGCCAAUAGGAAAACAGAUUUCAUAAUUAUUUGUCAGUGAAUUUACUUGCUAGAAUCUGUGACAUACUUCUCUGUGAUGGAAAACAUGUUUGUAAGCUUAACAGUUUUUUACAGAAUUAAUUGUACAAAGUGAUUUGAUACCAUUAUUUCAGCUAAAAUUCGUCUUACACGCUUGUUGGCAUAUUGAAUUGAUAUACAAUGAUAUUGCCCUAUGCUUACAGAAGCCCAGUGUAUGGCAGCACCCAAACACUAGCCGCGAAGUCAAACUUUGAACUCUAAACAGGUUAUCGUACUGUGUUUCUGCUCGUUUUCUGUCCAAAUGAUUAAUAUAACCGACACCAGAAGGAGUCUACGCCCAAUUUUGUCGGACUGUGUUGUUUUGUGGAGUAAAGGUGUGUUUAUAUGCCCUUCCCAUAGUCAGUAUGCGGUGCCCACCUGCUAGCUCCCUUAGUCCCGUUGCCAUAGUAACGGCAGCAUCGACAACCACAGUAUGAGAAUCUUCCCGCUGCUUAGCACAAGAGACCAGGUAGAAGUCCAACACAGUAGACGUUGUUAUGUUCGAAGCUAGUUCAAUGGCGCCACAGUGCUAUUUCACAGUCACUUGGUGCUACUAUCAUGUGAUUAUCUCCGUACAAAAUGGGCGAACAAUCAUUUAUUGUAUUUUUGUGUUCCAUAUUUGACACGAAGUAAACAGAUAAGUUCUAAA
Molecule: messenger RNA, 4928 nt
Organism: Haliotis rubra (blacklip abalone)
Lineage: Eukaryota; Metazoa; Mollusca; Gastropoda; Lepetellida; Haliotidae
Product: metabotropic glutamate receptor 3-like
Exons: 5
Coding region: 835-3546 (903 amino acids)
Biological process (GO): regulation of synaptic transmission, glutamatergic; G protein-coupled glutamate receptor signaling pathway
Cellular component (GO): membrane
Molecular function (GO): group II metabotropic glutamate receptor activity
Source: RefSeq, a predicted model, not a curated record